AUGUGGCUACCACGUGCUCAAAACAUCAUGAAAAAGUUUUACGGGAGAUCUUUGGGGCUACGAACGCUAUGCGAAACAAGGUGGAACUCUAUGCAAGGAUGCUUGGCAUCUUUGCUUCGCGUUCAAUCAGCUCUGCAAACGCUGUACCGCCAAUACAAAACCAAUAGUGACUUUCCAACAGAAGCCGUUAUCGCGCCAAUAUCUUACGCAUCGUUUCGUCUUCAGCGAGAUGAGAAUACCCUGGGAGAUGUCGUGCAAUCAUUUCGGGAAAUUUAUGAGGGUUUCCAGCAACAUCUUGUCCGUCGUAACAAACUAGUUGAGUGCGUUGAGCAUCGUUGGGCGCAGUGUGAGCAGCCCCUGUUUAUGCUUGGCUUUGCACUACAUCCAGUGUACGCCGAGAUCGCUAGAGAGUUACCUGAGACCGCUGUAUCGGGAACCGGCACGUUGUGCAAGAUUGCUGUUUACUAUUUCCGGCGACUGUUUGCUACUGAGGAUAUUUGCGAGAUACGUCGUGAUAUGCUGGCCUGGAUGAAAGGUCGCUUUACCCGAACGAAGCCUAGCGAGUUUCCCAAUGUACCAUGGGAGUACUGGGAGGUUCUCUCUAUUGCACGCAAUCGUAUGGCUCCAACUUAA
This is a messenger RNA of Phytophthora infestans T30-4, 633 nucleotides long. RefSeq lists its product as uncharacterized. Bases 1 to 633 code for a protein of 210 amino acids. The record is from RefSeq and is a predicted model, not a curated record. The transcript is spliced from 5 exons. Lineage: Eukaryota; Oomycota; Peronosporomycetes; Peronosporales; Peronosporaceae.